CUUUAAAUUUCUUUGCCCAAAGAUUUGACACUCUUAGCUGCGGAUGGGAUAUGUUUGAAAGGUUUUCAGAAAUUACAGAGAAACGGCUUUCACUUUCCUGAACUUUCUCAAGACGUGCAUUUAUUUUAGCAGAACCGGAUAAAAGAAAACAGAAAAAAAAUGAUUUCUGCCUGUUUGGAAUUCCUCGCCUUGGGGCUGUGCGCGUCUGGUACCCUGCUGGUGAUGGUGGCGUGCGGCCUGCCGAUGUGGAAAGUCUCCGCGUUCAUCGAAGGCAACAUCGUCGUAGCGCAGAACAUCUGGGACGGACUGUGGAUGUCCUGCGUUGUCCAGAGCACUGGCCAGAUGCAGUGCAAGGUGCACGACUCCAUGCUGGCGCUGGGCACGGACAUACAGACGGCCAGAGCGCUCACGGUCAUCUCUGCUGUCCUGGGCGUGCUGGGGCUCACCUUCACCAUCGCCGGCGCUCAGUGCACCAACUGCAUCAAGACCGAGACCACCAAGGCGAAGGUGGUGAACGCUGGCGGAGUGAUCUACAUCAUCAGCGGCUUGUUCGUGCUGAUUCCCCUCUGCUGGAUGGCGAAUAACAUAAUCUCGGAUUUUUACAACCCGCAGAUUAUGCCGGCCAAUAAGCGAGAGAUCGGGGCUGCGCUGUACAUUGGAUGGGCGGGAGCCGGACUUCUACUUAUUGGAGGCACCAUUCUAUGUUGCUCCUGUCCUCAACAGUUUAAGUCCUCAUAUCCCAUAAAGUAUGCCCCAACAAAGAGCGUCACUCAAAAUGGAGACUACGACAAGCGAAAUUAUGUUUAAGUUAGGUCUCUCUCACGAAGGUUUGUUUUUGUCAGACGAAACUUUAAUGGAUGACACGCGCAAGUUACUACUGCAGGGUGCUCGAGCGCACACCGCGAGGACAGCUGUUGCUUGAUGUCUCCGUGACAUCUUCAAGCACCCCGUCAAGGAUGGACUCAGUAGGCUACUUACAUUUACAAGUAGGCUAUGAGAGGAACCGCUCCCUAAGUCUGAAACUUUUUGUUGUUGUUGUUUUGUGUGUCUGUCAAAUUCUUCUAGUCAGUUGGAUGAGAGAAUGAGAGAGAUUCCAUUCCAUUGAAACUGAAUUUGUUUAGUGAUAUUUGUGUUUAGGUUAUUAUUUCAAUCGGCCUACAAGUUCAAUUGCCUGUAACCAAAAUGUCCAUCCGUUAAGACUGUUUCACCCUUGGUAAUUAGACACGGUCUGCUUAUUAACAGCUCCAUAUAGCACGAUGAAUAGCCUCCAUUGUUUGUCAAGUGCAUACCAGCGAUGCAUAGCCUAUAUCUGGCUGCACCCUUUAUCACAACAAUUGUGCAAUUAUACUUAUGAGUAGCCGAUCUAGCAAAUCGACUGUAUUGUAAAUAUGUUUUGAUGUAGCUCAUAUGGUCAGUACCUCUGUAUUUUUUUUUUCAAAAAAAUAAACAAUCAGGUUCAGGAAUUGUCUUGUAUGAUCCACUUGUGCUGUAACUAUAUUGUCACUUCAUGUGUAUAAAUGAGCUGUAAAGAGUCAUUGUCUAAUAAACUUGUCUUGUACAUUUUUUCAAAUUAUAAA
This is a messenger RNA of Sardina pilchardus (European sardine), 1577 nucleotides long. RefSeq names its product claudin 5b (gene cldn5b). Gene Ontology annotation, molecular function: structural molecule activity. The transcript has a single exon. Bases 160 to 807 code for a protein of 215 amino acids. The record is from RefSeq and is a predicted model, not a curated record. Gene Ontology annotation, biological process: bicellular tight junction assembly; cell adhesion. Lineage: Eukaryota; Metazoa; Chordata; Actinopteri; Clupeiformes; Clupeidae. Gene Ontology annotation, cellular component: plasma membrane; bicellular tight junction.